Messenger RNA from Myotis davidii, 5156 nucleotides. It is a transcript of the gene DSG2, whose product is annotated as desmoglein 2. Gene Ontology annotation, biological process: homophilic cell-cell adhesion. The record is from RefSeq and is a predicted model, not a curated record. Gene Ontology annotation, molecular function: calcium ion binding. The transcript has 15 exons. Bases 1 to 3447 code for a protein of 1148 amino acids. Gene Ontology annotation, cellular component: plasma membrane; desmosome. NCBI's taxonomy places the organism in Eukaryota, Metazoa, Chordata, Mammalia, Chiroptera, Vespertilionidae.
AUGCCACAGGUUCAGUUUGGCUUCUCUGCCAUUGCAUUAGCUUUCUCCUCGUGGUCACAGCUGGCUGUCGCCAUUCCAAGUCUCAUCCUCACUCACCCAUCUCCAGGGCAGAUCUGCUUUCACUUUGGGAGUGCACUCCAUUUAGAGACCUUACACAUCAGAAAUGAAAAUGAGCCGCUUCCUAAACAUACUCACUUAGUGCGGCAGAAGCGAGCCUGGAUCACUGCCCCCGUGAGUCUGCGGGAAGGAGAGGAUCUGUCCAAAAAGAAUCCGAUCGCCAAGAUACAUUCUGAUAUUGCAGAAGAAAAAAGAAUAAAAAUUAGAUACAAAUACACUGGGAAAGGCAUCACAGAGCCACCUUAUGGUGUGUUUGUCUUUGAUAAAGACACGGGAGAACUGAACGUUACCCGCAUUCUUGAUCGAGAAGAAACGCCGUAUUUCCUGCUCACUGGUUAUGCUUUGGAUGAAAGAGGCAACAAUCUAGAGAAGCCGUUAGAACUGCGCAUCAAAGUUCUUGAUAUCAAUGACAACGAGCCCGUGUUCACUCAGGAAGUCUUUGUUGGGUCCGUGGAAGAACUGAGCGCAGCACACACCCUCGUGAUGAAAAUCAAUGCGACAGACGCAGAUGAGCCCAAUUCCAUGAAUUCUAAAAUUUCCUACAAAAUCGUAUCUCAGGAGCCUGCUAAGCCCGCAAUGUUUUACCUGAAUAAAGACACGGGAGAGAUUUAUACAGUCAGUAAUACCUUGGACAGAGAGAAACACAGCAGCUACACUCUGACAGUGGAAGCCAGAGAUGGCAAAGAAGGAGAAGUAACCGAUAAGCCUGUCAAGCAAGCUCAAGUUCAGAUCCGUAUUUUGGAUGUCAAUGACAAUAUACCCGUGGUGGAGAGUCAAAGGUAUGAAGGGACAGUUGAAGAAAACCGAGCCAAUGUAGAAGUGAUGCGCAUAAAAGUGCUGGACGCAGAUGAGAGAGGCUCGGAUAAUUGGUUAGCAAACUUUACAUUUGUGUCAGGAAAUGAAAAGGGUUAUUUCCGCAUCGAAACUGAUAAUCAAACUAAUGAAGGAAUCGUGAUCCUUAUUAAGGAAUUAGAUUAUGAAGAAAUAAAGCAUCUUGACUUCAGCGUUAUUGUCACUAAUAAAGCCACUUUCCACAAGUCAGUUAAGAGUGAAUAUAAGCCCACAGCCAUCCCCAUCAAAGUCAAGGUGAAGAAUGUGAAGGAAGGCAUUCAUUUCAGAAGCAGCACCAUCUCCAUUCGCACCAGCGAGAGCAUGGAAAAAACAAGCCUGAGCCAAGUAAUUGGGAAAUUUCAAGCUUUUGACGAAGACACUGGACAAGCAGCCCGUGUAAAAUACACCAAAUUGGAAGAUAUAGACAACUGGGUCUCUGUGGAUUCUGUCACAUCUGAGAUUAAACUUAUAAAAUUUCCUGAUUUUGAAUCCAGAUAUGUCCAAAAUGGUACAUAUACUGUAAAGAUUUUAGCUAUCUCAGAAGAUUCUCCUAGAAAAACCAUCACUGGCACUGUUGUGAUCACGGUGGAAGACAUCAAUGACAACUGCCCCACGCUGGUGGACCCAGUGCUAAACGUCUGUGAUGACGUGCAGUAUGUGAACGUGACCGCGAGGGACCUGGACGGGUACCCAAAUAGUGACCCUUUCACUUUCGUCAUCGUUGACAAACCAGCCGGCAUGGCAGAGGAAUGGAAAAUCAUACACAAAGAAAGUACCAGCGUGCUGCUGCAGCAACGCGAGCGGAAGCCCGGGAGAAGCGACAUCCAGCUCCUGAUUUCGGACAGCCAGGGCUUCAGCUGCUCGGAAAAGCAGGUCCUGAAGCUCAUGGUGUGCAAGUGCCUGGACGGCAGCGGCUGCGUGGAAGUGCUGCGCGGCGGCCACGUGGGCCUGGGCCCGGCCGCCAUCGCGCUGAUCAUCUUGGCGCUUCUGCUCUUGCUGCUUGUACCACUUUUACUGCUGAUGUGGCAGUGUGGAGAAGGCGCCAAAGGCUUCGCCCCCAUUCCUGGCACUGUGGAGAUGCUGCACGCUUGGAAUAACGAAGGGGCACCACCUGAAGACAAGGUGGUGCCAUCGCUGCUGACAGCGGAUCACAGAGAGAGCAUGGCCGUGGGCAGCGGAAUGGGAGGCAUGGCAGCCAAGGAGACCACCGUGAAAGGAGGCAGCUCCGCUUCCUUCACCAGAGUGCAGCAUGACAUGUCCGAGGUGGACGGACGGUGGGAGGAACACAGGAGCCACCUCUCCGGGGGCACCACCCAGGUCACAGGGAUAGCAGGAGCCCUCCGAGGCGGCGAAACCGUCAGGACCACCAGGGCCACAGGGAUCUACAGAGACAUGGCUGGAGCUCGUGCGGCUGCUGGUGCAAUGAGUGAGGAAUUCCUAGGAAGCUAUUUCACUGAGAAAGCCGCCUGUUACAAUGAGGAAGAGGACAGUCUCGUAGGCAAAGACUGCCUCCUGCUGUAUUCUCAGGAGGACACCGAGUCGCUCCACGGCUCCAUUGGCUGUUGCAGUUUUAUCGAAGGAGAGCUGGAUGACCACUUCCUGGAUGACUUAGGACUGAAAUUCAGGACGCUGGCUGAAGUGUGCUUGGGCCGAAAAAUAGAUAUGGGCCUGGAAGUUGAGCAGAGGCCGGCACCCGUGAGAGAAACCGCUUCCCACGCCCUCUCCGAGCAAACGAGGGUCCAUUCAGAGAGUUCCUUCUCCUCGGCUGGGAGCGUGCAAGUUCCCACACGUGUGCGCGAAGCCAGUGCCGAGGAAAUAACUCGGGAAACAGUCACCGAGAGGGUUGUGUCCUCUAAGCAGGGCCAGCAGGUAGCCAUGCAGCUCCCUGACCCACUGGCAGCCGGAAAUGUCAUCGUGACCGAAACGUCCUUUGCCACGGGCCCCACUGGGCCGCCCCCCAUGGUGGUCCUGGGUCCCCGGCAGCCUCAGGGCCUCAUAGUGACGGAGCGGGUGUACGCGCCAGCCUCUGCCGCGGUGGAUCAGCGCUGUGCUCAUCAGCACUACGCUCAUCAGCACUAUGCUAAUGAAGGCAACAUCACGGUCACGGAGAGGCUCAUACAGCCCAGUGGGGGCCUGUCGGGGGCCCUGGAAGGCACCGCGCACCUUCCAGACGGACAGUACAUGAUGGUAAGGGAGCGAGAGAGCUUCCUGGCUCCCAGCUCGGGCGUGCAGUCCACUCAGGCCCAGGCCAGCACAGCAGGCGGGCGGAGCGUGACCGUGACUGAGAGGGUGCUGACACCCGCUUCCACCCUGCAGUCCAGAGCCCCGGUGGCCUCUGAAACGGCCGUGACGGCCAGAAGGACUGUGGUUACGGGAGCUGGAAUCCCUGGCCCUCCGCCCAGUUUCAGCUCCGAGGAGUCUGGUCAUUCUGGUUGCACUGUAACCACUGCGUCCACCAGGGUUUCCAAGCACAGCACCGUGCAGCACUCCUACGCCUGAGCAGCCAGCACCUGCAGCCCUCACCCCUAAGCCUGAGCAGCCAGCACCUGCAGCCCUCACCCCUACGCCUGAGCAGCCAGCACCUGCAGCCCUCACCCUCCUACACUUGAGCAGCCCUCACCCCUACGCCUGGGCAGCCAGCACAGCACAUCCCUCACCCCUAUGCCUGAGCAGUCAGCGCAACACAGCUUGAGAUGCCUGCAGUCUCCCAGAGGUCAACAGCAGUCACUGUCUCCCGUUUCCAGGGGACCUGCCUUUCAUGAGCCUCACAGACGAGAAGCACGUACACAAAGUUCAAGUGUCUCCAUCACUGACACACAGCGGUCCUGGCUGGCUCAGCGUCCAGGAGGCCCUCAGAAAUGCUCUGGGAUUUAGUGAGCUGUGGCCACACAACAGUCACAAAGCAAGUUAAUGAGAGGGAAUCUAGCUUCUGGGAAUUGACCAAAUUAACAGAGCACCCAGGUCAGCAGCACACAGCAGAGCCAGGAAGCCACGGCCCCUGCACAGCCUCUUCUACAGCCCGUCCUUCCUGCGCCUGCCACACUGUCCACACUCACUCUCCCACAGGUGCACACAGAGGUGCACACACUCUUCACAGGUGACCAGUGAAGGCUAGAGGUCUUCCUGUCUGUGUUGGGGACUGAAUUUUGGAGCACUGACAUGCUAAGAACACAUUACAUGUUUCUGUGCAUAUAACUGUGUAUGAUUGUAUGUGUGUGUUGUAUGGCCUUAAAAAUAGCAUUAUACCUCCCCUUUGUCUCAGUAAUCAGGAAGAUAUUGAAUACUUCCAAUUCAGUGGAAUUAUCCAGGGGAAAAAUCCUAACUAUAAAAUCACUUUACUUUUGAUAGUAAUAAUAUACUAUUUCUAAAACCUCAGGUUCUAUUAUCUUCUAACUUUGUACAGCUAAAUUCACCACAAUGCUAUCUAUGUACGGUAUAGAAAGAACCACGCCUGUUUGGGGGCUGGUAUUUAUCCUCAGUGCCUAAUAUGGGUGCCAAAUCAAUAUUUGUGGCAUAAGUGGGUUUUACAAGCCACUCUCUUUAAAAUUUCAAAACACUGAAAGACCUUAUAAUUUAUAGAAUUAUGAGUUUGAAGUUAGUAUUUUAUUCUGUCUCAAAGUUAUUGACUAGGCAAUCAUGACUUACUACAUAUUAAAUAUGUAACUGACAUGAAUUUGGGUAACACCCUUGCCCUUUUUUGGAAAGCGAUUUGGGUGUUUUAACCAAAUAGAUAGAUUAUAUUUUUAUUGCUCCUUGAAAAAAAUCUAUUUCAGGUUUCAAAGUAUAUGUUCACAUCAGUAACAAUUUAUAUAAAUAUUCUCCACAACAAACAAUCAUUUUCAGAAAUUUUAAAUACUAUGUAAUUUUGUGAUUGUUCAAGAUAUUUUGCUUAGGGGAAUGAAUCUUUAAACAUAUUAUUUUUGUAGCACAUUUAUAGAAAUGUUGACUUGAAUUGUGUUAUGCACAACACUGAUACUUUUUGCUCCUACUGACUAUGAGUAAAAGGCAAAUAUGUUUAGACACCAUAAGUGCAUGACCAAGGUGAAGGUCAUUCUUCCAUUCACCUAAAUUUUUUACUCUCUACUUAGGAUUGUUGCUUUUUAUUAUUAUAGAGCUAGUAGUUAUAUUUUGUCAAGUAUGCGGCAGGAAUAGCACUACUGUGUGGAACAUAAACAUGACCUAACUACUUCGAACAAACAAAACUUGGU